Racocetra persica is the source of this 821-nucleotide messenger RNA. The record is from the annotation of a GenBank genome assembly. Lineage: Eukaryota; Fungi; Glomeromycota; Glomeromycetes; Diversisporales; Gigasporaceae.
AUGAGUGAUAAUGAAAGUGAUUAUGAAGGUUUUUUAGUUUUUGAUUUAAACUGUGAAACCAGUGAUAAUAUAUCAAUUGGUUCUAGUAAUGGGGCUAUUUUAGUUGUCAGUCAAGAAAAUCAAUCUCACAUAACAAAAAAAGACAAUGAUUGCCUGACUAAUACAUUAAAUUCUGGUGAUAGUGAUUCAUCAGUAAAUGUUGCAGAUUCUGAAAAACCUAUUUUACAUAAUAUAGCUGAUAUAAAGACAAGAUGGAAUUCAAAAUACUAUUCAUGGAAAUGGCUACUUAAAUUAUAUAAAGCACUAUUUGAUGAUGCCACUACUUAUUUUAGUGGCUCACAGUAUGCUAUCUUAUCUAUUAUAUAUCUUUUAAUUGAAGCGCUUAAAUAUAAAUUCGUUGAAUUUGAUAUAACAAGUGAUACACAAAACAAUGAACAAGAAUCAUCAGAUGAUGAUAGUAAUGAUUCAGAAUUUGAUACUUCAGAGUUAACUGAUGAUUCUUCUCAAAUCAUCAAUUGGGAUGAAGAAACCCAAGAAAGAGCCAAAGCUGAGUUAACUCAUAAAUUCAAAAAUAUAGCUACUUCAAAUUGUGAACCAACAAUAGCAUCAAUAUAUACUACUUUCUUAAAUAGUAACAAUCUUCAUCGCAAUCGUUUACACACCUCAAUUUUUGGUAAAUCUGCCUCAAGCUACACUGCUUCCAAUCCUUUAGCUAAAUUAGAAUGCUAUCUAGAUCUCACACGAACUCCUAUUACCGAAGAUAAUACAAGCCCAUUUGAAUGGUGGGCAAUUUGGAAAACAAAAUUUCCUAAUAUAGCAAA